Molecule: messenger RNA, 2468 nt
Organism: Cicer arietinum (chickpea)
Lineage: Eukaryota; Viridiplantae; Streptophyta; Magnoliopsida; Fabales; Fabaceae
Product: DEAD-box ATP-dependent RNA helicase 17
Molecular function (GO): nucleic acid binding; RNA helicase activity; ATP binding
Source: RefSeq, a predicted model, not a curated record
AUAAACCCUUGACAAACCAAGGCAAAAGCAAGUUUGAGAGAGAAGAAUGGCGACGACGAAGAAAAACAGAACCCAAGUGACGAAAAACAAAGAGAGUGAAAAGAAACCAAAACUUACUGGUGAUGGAACCAAGAAAGAAAUCAAAGAAGAAAAUAGCGUUUUUGCUGCUUGUUCCUUCACUAGCCUUGGUCUUCACCCUACCUUAUGUGAGCAACUUCGUGAAAGGAUGGGGUUUGAAGGUCCAACAUUAGUUCAAGCUCAAGCCAUUCCUGUUGUUCUCUCUGGCCGUCAUGCACUGGUUAAUGCUGCUACGGGCACAGGGAAGACUAUUGCAUACCUGGCUCCAAUAGUUCAUCAUUUGCAGGGUUAUGAUAAGCGAAUUGAACGCUCUGAUGGAACAUUUGCGUUGGUUCUUGUACCAACGCGCGAGUUAUGUUUGCAGGUUCAUGAAAUUCUUCAGAAAUUAUUGCACCGAUUUCAUUGGAUUGUUCCUGGAUACAUAAUGGGUGGUGAAAGUAGAUCAAAGGAGAAAGCCAGGCUGCGCAAAGGCAUAUCAAUUCUUAUUGCAACUCCUGGGCGCCUUUUGGAUCACUUGAAGAAUACAUCAUCAUUCUUGUAUACAAAUUUGCGUUGGAUAAUUUUUGAUGAAGCUGAUCGUAUUUUGGAAUUAGGGUUUGGAAAAGAGAUACAAGAAAUACUAGAUCUUUUAGGUUCCACGAAGACAGGGCUCGGCGACCAAGAAAACACAGUUCCAAGACCCUCUAAAAGUCAAAGACAGAACCUUCUUUUAUCAGCCACUUUAAAUGAGAAAGUAAAUCACCUUGCAAAAAUUAGCUUAGAGGAUCCAGUAAUGAUUGGUAUUGAUGAUGAAAUAAUGCUACCAACGUCAAAAAUUAGAUUUGAUCAUUCAGAUUCUGACGAAGACAAUGAAGACAAACAUUCCAAUAAAAUACCAGCAGUUGGAGCUUAUAAAGUUCCGGUACAGUUAAUUCAGAGAUACUUGAAAGUGCCUUGCGGAUCACGGCUUGCUGUACUUCUUUCAGUUCUUAAGAAUCUUUUUGAAAGGGAUCCUUCACAGAAGGUUGUGCUAUUCUUUUCAACAUGUGAUGCAGUGGAUUUCCACUAUUCACUUUUAAGCGAAUUCCAUUUCUCGUCCUCUCCACAAACCGAAGAAGGGAACAGACCGAAGUUUCUUGGAUGCAAAACUCUUCGGCUACACGGUAAUAUGGAACAGGAGGACAGGACAAACAGUUUUCAGGCCUUUAAAACUGACAAAUCUGCCCUUCUUUUGUCUACCGAUGUUUCUGCCAGAGGCCUUGAUUUUCCAAAGGUUAGGUGCAUCAUACAAUAUGAUUCUCCCGGGGAAGCUACUGAAUAUGUGCAUAGAGUUGGUAGAACUGCUCGACUUGGCGAAAGAGGAGAGUCAUUGUUAUUUCUGCAACCAGCUGAAAUAGACUAUUUACAAGACUUGGAGAAACAUGGUGUCUCACUAACAGAAUAUCCUCUCUCCAAAGUUUUAGAUAGUUUUCCAAUUUCUGGAAACAAGAACGUAAAGAAAUCUGUUUUCAUAGACUUACAUCCCUGGAUCCUUUGUCUCCAGAAGGCGCUUGAGUCGUUCAUCGCGUCGAAGCCGAAGAUCAAUGAACUUGCCAAGAGAGCAUUUUGCUCUUGGGUCCGUGCAUACACCGCACAUCGUGGAGAUCUGAAAAGAAUAUUUAUGGUCAAGAAACUUCAUUUGGGGCAUGUAGCGAAAAGCUUUGCAUUGAAACAACAGCCCUCCUUAGUCGGAAAGUCAUUCCAAAACCAAACUAAAAAGAGAAAGAGAUUUGAGAAGAAAAAUGGGAUGUCGAAUAAGAGAAGAGUUGCACGUGUGACUUAAUGCACACCAUGAAAAUGACUUAUAAAUUAUCAUCUAAGUUUUUACUCAGAAGUGUUGUCGGCCAGUCUCUCAGUGUGUGUCCAAGACGUGUCUAACAAGUGUCCAAGGCCUUCUUAAUUCAGAGAGACAAGAACGACACUAACAGACAACAUGUUUGUUUCUCCAUUCAGGAGUCCUUAAAAAUGGUCGUUUCAAUGCAAGAGAUUCUUCUCACAAAACAAACCUCUGAAAUACGUGCCAGGUUAAGUAGACACUUAUCUGAUCACAAGAAUGGUAUGUAGAUGUAUGAGAUUAUAAUUUCAUGAAGUUAUGGUUUUGGUCUGUUUCUGGAAUUUGGAUUCCUCAUGUUACUUGGAAUUUUGUUUUGUUUUGUUUUCCCAAGUUACUUUGCACUAUAGAAGUGGAAGUACUGUCUAGUCUCUCCGGUCUCAUAUAUAAGUAAAAGUAGGUCAACAAAAAUUGAUAUAUUUGGUAUAGAAUUUGGACCAAAUAUAUCAACUUUGGUUGACUAUACAUUUGCUAAGUACCUUUGCUAUAUGUUGUCUUAAAAAUAUGUUUAUGAUUAAUUUAGUUUAUUUUUUUCAGUUAA